Bufo gargarizans (Asiatic toad) is the source of this 14703-nucleotide messenger RNA. RefSeq names its product insulin like growth factor 1 receptor (gene IGF1R). NCBI's taxonomy places the organism in Eukaryota, Metazoa, Chordata, Amphibia, Anura, Bufonidae. Bases 671 to 4783 code for a protein of 1370 amino acids. The record is from RefSeq and is a predicted model, not a curated record. Gene Ontology annotation, biological process: glucose homeostasis; multicellular organism development; positive regulation of MAPK cascade. The transcript has 21 exons. Gene Ontology annotation, molecular function: insulin receptor activity; ATP binding; phosphatidylinositol 3-kinase binding. Gene Ontology annotation, cellular component: axon; membrane; insulin receptor complex.
GAUCACACAAUGCGAGCGCCGCAGCCGGACACCCGCAGCACCCCGAGCCCGCUCGCUGACUGACUGUCCCGCUCAUCGCCUAGCUCGUCUACUCUGACCUUCAUCGGCCCGGGAGUAAGGGGCCGGCGGCGGGGGGCAAGACUUCCAUUCAUUGGUCCCGCAGCGGCCUCCUGCGGGCUUAGCUCCCGGAGUGAGGCGGGUGACAUGGAGGCUGAGGACUCGGAGCUGCUGCUGCUGCCGUACAUUGCGGGUGCCUGCUGCCUGUCCCUCACGUCUGAGCGGCGGCGGUGCUGCUGACCCGGAGCCCUCGCGUUUAAUCCACACUACGACAGGCGAUUACUAUUAUUACUACUACUACUACACCCCGGGGACACCCGCGGGCGUCUGCGUCACGUGACUGCGCCCCUUCUAUCACAGGGGAGGUAUCUGGGGUCACAACCUCCUCCCUCAUCUCGGGUCACGCUGCUCGGUGUCAUCCCGGGGCUGAACCAAAGAACAACCCCCCCACAUUCUCCCGGGGGGACCGGGCAAGGUCACGGGGCACGAACUGUACACCCGUUAGCCGUCUGUCGGGUCAGUGUGUGUGUGGGCUCCGCCGCCAUCUUUAUCCCGGGCACUUUGGGGCUGCUGUGGAUGUGAUCGGAGUGACGGAUACUACACUUCUGUGGAGAUGAAGGCCGGAUCGGGCUGGGGGGCUCCGGCCUGGAUAUCGGGGGUCCCCCUGCUCCUACUGCUGCUGCUGUGCCUGUGCCCGGGCCAGUGCCUGGGGCCCCUGGGUGGGAAAGUUUGCAGUACCAGCAUGGACAUUCGUAAUGACGUACAGCAGCUUAAGCAAUUAGAAGACUGUGUCGUAAUUGAAGGCUACCUCCAGAUUCUGCUCAUCUCCAAUGCCAAGGCUGAGGAUUUCCGAAACAUGCGGUUCCCCAAGCUCACUGUUAUUACGGACUAUCUUUUGCUUUUCCGUGUUUCUGGCCUUGAAAGCCUGAGUGACCUCUUUCCCAAUCUGACUGUCAUCCGUGGUCGCAAUCUUUUUUAUAACUAUGCCUUGGUCAUUUUUGAGAUGACUGACCUGAAGGAGAUUGGGCUGUAUAGCCUGAGGAACAUUACUCGUGGUGCUAUUCGGAUUGAGAAGAACUCUGACUUGUGUUACCUUUCUACUGUGGAUUGGUCGCUGGUUCUGGAGGCUGUCUACAACAACUAUAUUAUCGGUAAUAAGCCACCAAAGGAGUGUGGUGACAUGUGCCCCGGGGUCAUGGAGGAUAGGCCACUUUGUACAAAAACAACCAUCAACAAUGACUAUAUGUACCGCUGCUGGUCAGCAGAUCACUGCCAGAAAGUGUGCCCCAGCGAGUGCGGGAAGCUAGCGUGCUCGGACCAGAAUGAGUGCUGCCACCCCGAAUGCCUAGGAAGCUGCACCACUCCAAACAACGACAGCGCUUGCGUGGCCUGCCAGCAUUUCUACUACGAGGGCAAAUGUGUCCCAAGCUGCCCUGAGAAUACCUACAGCUUUGAGGGAUGGCGCUGUAUCUCCUUAGAAGACUGUGUUAAUGUGCACACCUUAUAUUCUGGAACGAACCCCUUUAUCAUCCAUAACGGUGAAUGCAUAGACGAAUGCCCAUCUGGGUAUAUUAACAAUGGCAGUGUGUUCUGCAGUCCCUGUGAUGGGCUCUGUCCAAAAAUCUGUGACUCUGGGGAGAAAACCAUUGACUCUGUCACAUCAGCGCAGAUGUUGGAAGGGUGCACCGUGCUGAAAGGAAACCUGCUGCUCAACAUCCGCAAGGGCCAAAAUAUUGCUGCAGAGCUGGAGAAUUUCCUCGGCCUGAUCGAGACUGUGACCGGAUAUGUGAAAAUCCGCCACUCCCAUGCAUUGGUGUCGCUAUCUUUCCUGAAAAGCCUGCGCUACAUCAAUGGAGAGAACCAGACGGAUGGGUUUUACUCAUUUUAUGUUCUGGACAACAACAAUCUUCAGCAACUGUGGGACUGGUCCAAGCACAACCUCACCAUCAAACAAGGCAAGAUGUACUUUGCAUUUAACCCCAGGCUAUGUUUAAAAGAGAUCUACGAAAUGGAAAAUGCAACUGGAACCAUAGGAAGGCAGAACCAACUGGAUAUAAAUCGCAGAAAUAAUGGAGAUAUGGCUCCCUGUGCGACCGUCACUCUGAAAUUCAUCUCCAACAGCACAAGUAAGAACAGAAUACUCUUGACGUGGGAGCGUUACAAGCCCAAGGAUUAUAGAGACCUCAUCAGCUUCACUGUCUACUAUAAAGAAGCCCCUGUUCCUAAUGUGACUGAAUAUGACGGUCAGGACGCAUGUGGGUCCAACAGUUGGAACAUGGUGGAUGUGGACCUGCCAGAGAAAAAUGAUCAGAACCCAGGCAUUCUUCUGCAGGGCCUGAAGCCCUGGACUUCCUAUGCAAUCUUUGUAAAAGCCCUUACUUUGACCAUGGUGGAGGACCAUCAGAUUCAUGGAGCCAAGAGCAAAAUUGUUUACAUACGUACAGAUGCUUCAGUGCCCUCCAUUCCUCUGGAUGUCAUCUCUGCCUCGAAUUCAUCCUUUCAGCUGAUUGUGAGGUGGAAGCCUCCCUCUUUGCCAAAUGGCAACCUCUCCUAUUACAUUGUGCGCUGGCAGCAGCAGCCUCAGGACAGUUACCUGUACCAAGACAACUACUGCUCUAAAGAUAAAGUCCCUAAUCGAAAAUAUGCUAAUGGCACCAUUGACAUGGAGGAAGAAAAUGAGCUAACGAAGCAAGAAUCGGGAGAUGGACCAGAAAAGGGAACUUGCUGCGCUUGUCCUAAAACUGAGGCGGAGAAGAAAGCUGAAAAGGAUGAAGCAGAGUACAGGAAGGUGUUUGAGAACUUCCUGCACAACUCCAUCUUUGUGCCACGGCCUGAUCGCAGACGACGUGACGUGUUCGCUGUUGGCAAUGCAACACUGCCUGACUUCACCAGAAAUGGCACUACACAAGACCUCUUGAACACGUCAGACUCUGAACCGAACGAGAUGGAGUAUCUGUUUUUUGAGACAAAGGUGGACCAUAAAUACCAGAGAACUGUUAUCUCAAAUCUGAUGCCAUUUACUCUGUACCGGAUCGAUAUCCACAGCUGUAACCACGAGGCAGAAAGACUUGGUUGCAGCGCUUCCAACUUUGUGUUUGCCAGAACCAUGCCCGCAGUUGGUGCGGAUAACAUACCUGGACCCGUCAUCGUUGAGGAAUCCGAUGAUAAUGCCAUUGUCCUGAAGUGGCCUGAGCCCCCUCAUCCCAAUGGACUCAUCCUGAUGUAUGAGAUUGAUUACAAGCAGCAGGGGGAGCUUCUCAGCAGUGAAUGUGUCUCCAGACAAGACUACUAUAAGAUGGGAGGUGCCAAACUUACCAGACUAAACCCAGGCAACUAUACUGUGCAAGUGCGAGCCAUAUCGCUCUCUGGAAAUGGUUCCUGGACGGAGAUGGUGUCUUUCUAUGUGAAGGAGAGAGUUGUUGAAAGUGACAAUCUCCUGCACCUGGCUGUGAUUCUACCCGUCACCACAGUGAUUUUGCUUGUGAUCGUCUCUUUGAUCGCCUGCUAUGUUACAAGGAAGAGGUACAAUGAGCGACUAGGCAAUGGAGUGUUAUACGCCUCUGUGAACCCUGAAUACUUCAGUGCAGCGGAGAUGUAUGUGCCCGACGAAUGGGAGGUGCCUCGGGAGAAGAUAACAAUGAACCGCGAGCUGGGACAGGGAUCAUUUGGAAUGGUGUAUGAAGGGAUUGCAAAGGGGGUGGUGAAAGAUGAAGCAGAAACCAGAGUGGCGAUAAAAACUGUGAAUGAGGCCGCCAGCAUGAGGGAAAGGAUUGAGUUCUUAAACGAGGCUUCGGUGAUGAAGGAGUUCAACUGUCACCAUGUGGUACGUUUGUUAGGUGUUGUUUCUCAAGGCCAACCAACCCUUGUCAUCAUGGAAUUAAUGACUCGUGGAGACCUCAAAAGCUAUUUGAGAUCUUUAAGACCAGACGCAGAGAGUAACCCUGGGCAGCCUCCCCCUUCCUUGAAGAAAAUGAUCCAGAUGGCAGGAGAGAUUGCAGAUGGGAUGGCAUAUCUCAAUGCAAAUAAAUUUGUUCACAGAGACCUAGCAGCCAGAAACUGCAUGGUGUCUGAAGAAUUCACAGUCAAAAUCGGAGACUUUGGAAUGACUCGAGACAUAUACGAGACAGAUUAUUAUCGAAAGGGAGGAAAAGGUCUCCUUCCAGUGCGCUGGAUGUCACCAGAAUCUCUCAAAGACGGUGUCUUCACCACUCACUCUGAUGUCUGGUCAUUUGGUGUAGUCUUAUGGGAGAUAGCUACACUGGCUGAGCAGCCAUACCACGGCAUGUCCAAUGAGCAGGUCCUCCGAUUCGUCAUGGAAGGAGGUCUCUUGGAGAAGCCAGAUAACUGCCCAGAUAUGCUGUUUGAGUUGAUGCGCAUGUGCUGGCAAUACAACCCUAAAAUGAGGCCCUCAUUCCUGGAAAUAAUCAACAGCAUUAAAGACGAGAUUGAUCCAGCGUUCAGAGAGGUGUCGUUUUUUUAUAGUGAGGAGAACAAACCUCCAGAUACAGAGGAGCUGGACCUGGAGGCAGAGAACAUGGAGAGCAUUCCAUUGGAUCCAUCAUGUACCUUGCAGACAUCUGAACAUCUCGUGGGACACAAGGCCGAGAAUGGCCCAGGUGUAGUUGUCUUAAGAGCAAGCUUUGAUGAGCGGCAACCAUAUGCACACAUGAAUGGGGGGCGCAAGAACGAGAGGGCACUACCUCUCCCCCAGUCUUCAGCCUGCUGAUCUAGGUUUGAGGUCUGAUGAACAUUGGUAGUAUAGCCCCUUGUGUGCAUCUUAGACUUAACGCGCAGGAGGCUUCCUCCAUAUCCGUGCAAACACUAAUCCACUUUCUCUUAUGGUUGGGCUUCAGUUGUCAACAGAGUUGGCACUGGUGUACUUGGAGGACAUGGUACAUCAGGCCAGUGCCCCCUCUAACUGUGCGUCACGGUAAGCCUGUAACUGCUCUCACACAACAAAGAUGAAAGCACUUCUUUCCCUUCAAGUUUUGGGCCAGAGUGAAGCAAACAGACUACUUUUUACCUUUGGCCCAAUCUAAGAAAGACUAGUACAAUUCAAGCAUAAUGCAACCCAGAGAUUUAUUUAAUUCUGACAGUCUUUGCCAAAUAGAUUUCUUGUUUUUUAUUUUUUGUUAUAGCAGUGUGGAUGUAUAAAGUCCCUUUUCAUAUCACAAACCCAUGCACACUUUAAUACAUUUUUUUUUUUUUGUCUAAUGGGGAACUUGCUAUCUAAAAUUUUUAUUUUAUUAGUUUUUUUUGUUUUGCGUGUGAUGAGGUGGGAAGUGGAAUAAUCCUGUAAAUAUAUACAUAUAUGUAAAGUAAUGCAUUCUGGAGAAAACUGGCAAAAUGUCACAACAUGUCACAAUGAAAUGCAGGCAGGGGGUUUACAGUAAAGUGGAAAACUGUACGUGUGAAGCGAUCAUGGAGGAUCUAGCGAUGAAAUGGGAUAUUUGAUAGACAGCUGUGUAUCCCGGUUUUUAGGUUUAAUUGGAAAUUUGAGGUUCUGUUUGUGUUGGAAAUAUUGUAGAACACGAGACUUUCCUGCAAACCCCGGCCAUCUCCACAUCUCUAAACUUACUUUCUUGCACCUCAUACAUAUAUACGAUUAUUAGGGGUGGGAAUGUUUUUUUCUCGCGACGACUUUAUAGAAGGUCCUUACAGUUCAGUGUGAGGUCAUAGCGUCAUUAACAUACACAUUUUGUGUCCCUUUUAUAAAUUUUUUAUGGUUCAGAUAUUCAUCUAUGUCUGUACAGAAAAAGGCUGCUAUUUUUUCUUUAUCUUUUGUGUAUUUAAUCUAUUAUAGAAAAAAAAAAGUUUAAAAAAUGCACCUUCAGGUCUACUCUUCCAUCUCCUCAUGUUCCUAUCAAGCCGCUUCUCUUUUCUCACACACACAAACACACACUUUGCUAGAGACAUCAAUUUACUGGGAUGGGAGAUUUUGGACUAUUGCAUUAUUCUGUGCCACUUCAACACAUAAUGCCCCCACCACCUCACAUUGUGCACCUCCCACAUAUGAACUUGUAGUAUUAUCCAUUUGUUUAAUGCCUUUUUUGUGUACUUUUUUUAUUUUAUUUUUUAUUAGAUGGUUUCCUACAGGUGUUAGGGAAGGGUGGUGGGGUAGAGAAAAGUGUCUUACGAUACAGUGUAUAUCCUUCGUCCUAUGUACUUUUAUCGCCUCACACAGCGACCAUUCUGUGAUAAUGCAAUGCAUCAAAACAGAAACUCAGGUUAAAAGAAAAAAAUAUAUAAUCGUACAGUUUAAUCUUUACUAAAUUCUCUGUCCCUGUAGUCAGUUGUCAGAGCCAGAACAUUUCACUGGCAGCUUGAGACGGGACAGCUUACAUAUUUCCAGAUCUAUCGUCUGUAUGUGUACUUGUGUGGAUUAUUAGAUACAUCUCCAUGCUUCAAGUCUCCACUUGUAUUUUGGGAGCUCCUUUUCAGUGAAAAACCCUUCAGACCCAAGGAUGAACUGUAUCUGAUACACAGACCAAAUUUUUUUGACAUGAAAUUGAUUCCAUGCAGCGUGUCUGUCUUCAAGUGCAGCAGGCCCACCCUGUGGUUCCUUAUUGUAUCUACAGGAACAGCAUAAAACCAAGGCAAUGCAUUAGAAACAAUGGCGCUUCCUUAGCCGCCUCCGUCUUACCUGUGAUGUAUUGUCCAAUAUAUAUGCACUGGGCUGAAUGUUUUAUAGACGUCACUUGCUAUUCUUCAUGUCUGCAACCAUGAAGAACUAUUAUCGUCCCAGUGCACCAAAAAGCAGAAGACUGGGCAUUGAUAUCUUUUCUGCUGCAUUGCACCGUGGCAUGUACUGUCAAAUUUUUAUUAAUGCACAUUGACUUGUCCAGUUAUGUUUCAACGUAAAAUAUCAUCUAUUCCCCCCCCCCCCCCCCCCAGAAAAAUCAGUACAUGCAGUUUUUGGAAAAAUUUCAUUUAAAAUUAAUUAGAAGCAAAACGAUGGGCUCCCGUUCAAGAAACCAAGUGCAGUUAUGUAAUGUUAUUUUACUCCAUGGGCUCAUGCCUUAUGCAACACAGGUGAGGCAGGAUACAAUACAACUAAUAACCCUUCCAACAUUGCAAGUCUGUUCAUAUAUUGAUCUAUAUAUAGUGCAGGGUAAAUUGAGAAAUGUCCACUUCAAGAAGCAUCAGUGUUUUACAGAGACAACCAUACUCGUGUGCCUUGCUCCUUGCUGCACUUGAAGACUUGACCUUAGUCCAUAUUUAGACCAAAUCUUUCAAACGUGAUAUGACACAGGAUGCCAAAAAUGUGCUGUACCCAUUGGAAGUAAUCUGAAAGCAGGCCAUAUAAGAGAUCUACAAUACUAAUAUUGGUGCACUUAAAGGGGUUCUUUGGAAAUGAGUUUUUCGCCAGCACCCUGCCUUUCUAAAUAGAAGAUUCAUACCUGCCUGCUCCCCCGUCUCUCUGUUCUCCACAGUGUUUACAUCCACUGCAGCGUCAUAUGCUCCACUGAAGCCAAUGACUGGCUUCAGCAGUGACGUGGCCCCAAGCAGCAUGUCACUGCUGAAGCCAGUAGUUGGCUACAGCAGAGCAUGUGACCGUGCGCCAGAUGUUAACACUGCGGAGACCAGAGGCAAUGGGGAGCAGAUAUAAAUCUUCUGUUUAGAGAGGCACUUGCGGAAAACUCACUAUUCCUGGAGAAUCAUUUUAAAAUUGCAUGGAGUUGCCGAAACAGCCCCAUGGAAACUGCAGUCUCUGUAGUUCUGGCCAUAACAUCCAGGCUGGACGGGGUCAGGGGAUAUGUCCCUGGGGUGGGACCUGCAUCUGUCUAUAUUUGAGGUUGGAAAUACUACUUUAAAUCCUGAGAUUUCAGGGGCUCCAGUGGUGGUCCUCCCAUCAAGCCAAAAGUGAUGACAUAUGAGUGACUUAGUGCAGGUCUUGGGUCCUCUCAUAUGCAGGCGUGCCUUAUGCAGAUAUAGGGGGAACCCAGUCCAGGACUGAUCAUUUAUAUAAGUGUCUCAAGAGCAUGGUGGCAUUUAGUGUGCUUCUCCUGCUCUAGAGAUACAGAGCAUGCACCAUGAUAAAAUCUAGACGUGUUAACAUUUGGGGGUGCUGUGGGGCAGGUCAGUAUUAGAAAGUCGCUAAUUUCUUGCCUACAUCAGAGGAGCUGCGGGGAAUUUAGGCUUUUAAAAAGCUUCUUGGUAGCCACAUAGCUGCAGUCAAUUCACUGGCUGCUAACUGCAUUAUACUACUACAGUAGAGCAGAUGGGAAGUGUUAAAAGUAGACCCUCUAUAGCUUAGUGGUGAAUUCAGAUUGCAUAUGCAGUAUGGGAAUUCCUAUGUGCCUUCAUACUGAUUUGGCUACUGGCAGUAUAUAAUGCAGUCCCUUAUAAUUCCACUCCCUAAAACGUUAGCCAAUAGGUGGAGGAAAGAAUAACAUGAUUACUUUCUAUGGAUUGCAGCAGAUUUAGUGGUCACCCAUCAUGUUGAGUAAGCCUUCUGAUAUUUGCUUUGGGGUGUCGGAGUUUUUCGCUUUUUAACGCUUCGGUUACUGACAGGUUGUUGUCUGUAUACGAUGAAUGUUUGUAGAAGUGCUUGUUCUUUUCCUGUUGAAGCAUUCUGUAUCUGAUCUCAUCUUGUAUAUUGUUCUUACCCUGCGGCCCCUAAGCCUAAGAAGGUAUUCUAUGUAGGAUUUUUUUUUUUUUUUUUUCCGUUUUCUAAUUUAUUGUUCUCAUUGGUUUUGGUCACUGUAAAAAUGCCCCAACACAUUCUUAUGUAUUGAGAGAGUUAUUUUUUUUUUUUUCUUGUAAAUGACAGGGGACAGUUUUCAAUAUUAUUUUCCCAAACAUUUAUCUACCUCACUCUUUAUUUUUUUAUAUGUGUAAAUAUCUAUAUAUAAACCUAUACAUACAUAUAUAUAUAUAAAAUGAAAAAAAAAAAUAUCAACAUCUCACAUUUCUCAGCAGUUGACAAUAAACCAUAGAACCGGUAACCUCAUACACUACUCAAGCCACAAAAUGCUGUUACAGAGAGGAGGGAGAGGCGAUCUGCCAUUCUAACUUACUGGGGUGCAUUAGGGUGUGCAGGGUAUUCGUCUUUCUUGGCGAUACGCUGUAUGUUACAUAUUGAAACCACCAUAUAUGAAGUCUGGCCAUCUAUGGGGGAUGCAUAUCUUUAGUCAAAGUGGUGGUAACAAUUCACCUCUCCAGCUGUAGCUGGACUAUACAGCCAUAAUGCUCAGAUACUGGAGCUUCAAAGGUUGUCUACUUUUUGUAAUAAAAUUUGUUUCCUGGUUUUGUACAUUGAAGAAAAUGUAUUGACCAUAGCAGUCAAGUAGUCAAGCAUCUUGUUAUAUACUAUUGGCAAAGUGAUCCUAUAUUUGAAGCAUCUUUGUUCUGUGCCUAACCAAUAUGCUGCUUGUCAGUUCACCAGAAACCAACCUUAUCGCAGAAGGACGAGGUAUUCUGUAAGUUUCGUCCAGGCUCAUACACGUAUGAUAGUCAUGGUUUAAAUUAAAAAAAAAAAAAAAAAAACAGAAAUAGAUACCAAAGGCCAAUGCUGUUCUUCUGAUUCCUGUUUUGCAGUCACAAGUGAACUACACUUAUGCAACCACAUUUUCCCAGAACAUUUUAGAAUAUAUUAACUGUGGACAGCACCCAUCACUUGGAAUAUCGAAGAAUUGUGCUUUUCUUUUCUGUUCUGUUAAUCCACACCGGGAAGUUAUAACCUUUGGCACUCUAGCUUUACGACGUUUUGGUAGAAAAUAUAUGCUGCUUUUUCUAAAUAAGGCCUUACAGCUGGGAAUCUUCUAUGCAAGUUACUAAUAUUAUCAGCUGGUAGGGACAAAGAAGCGAAAAAAAAAAAAAAAGCUUGCAUCCCAAGUUUUUUAGCAAUACUUAGAAUGUCAUUGGUUAAUGUUUAAAACAUGUCUGGGGUCAGUCACUGUAUGAGCAGAAAAGGGCAUUUGCCCAGUUCUCUCUCUAAUGAAGGGAUGGAUAACAAUCCAUUACUGUACUGAAGUUUGAUGUGGCUUGGUUUCACUAAUGUUACAGGAUUUUUGGAUAUAGAUUGUUUCGGAAUGAUGUGCACCUGGUGAUGACCUCUACAUGGCGAUUGCCUCACCCCCCUCUCUCUCUGUCGCACAUACUGCUAAACUGUUUCCUCAGAUCUCAGUAAACUAUGAGGGUUAUGUUAAAAAAAAUAUAUAUAUAUAUUUUUGGAUGUACAGUAAGGAAAAAAAGUUAAAAUGGCAUAAAUACAAAGCUUCAUAUUCAAAUUGUAUAUUUAAAUUACAGGUAUCCUGCUAGAAUGAUGGGGAUUUGGUGUACACUUGUCAAAUUCAGUACUAAUUUCAUUAUGGCCAGUGGAGAUCUUGAUUUCCCAAUAGCAGAACAGGAAUUGCUUAGAGGUGGGGGUCAGCGAAGGUGAUCAACCUAUUGAGGUACUUAUUCCCUAAUACAAUGUUAAUUGCAGAAUUGCCCCUUUUUGGCAACAGGAGCAAUUUAAAAGUAAUGCCUGGGAACCAGAAGCUACCGGUGGUCCUGUGACAAUUUAUAGCUUGUAAAUCCCUCAGGCUGUUGUACGUUUAGAUUGCUCCAACUACUAAGAAUUGUUAAAAUAAUCAGAAUUCCAAGCUCAAAAAUUGCCGCUGCUAGUUUGUAUAUGCCUAAUAAGGGUACCUAAACCUUUACUGAAACCAUGAUGGUGCAGCAGUGCUUCUCAGAGCGUUCUCCGGCUUCCGUCAGCUCUGCUAUUCUAGCAUGCAGAAUAUGGAUCUGUACUCUACACGCUGGAAGAGCAGAGCCAAUGGCAGCCAAAAAUACAGUGUGUUGCUUCACCUUUGUGCUUACAGUAAGGUUAAGUACCCUUUAAGGAGCAUGGUCUUUAUAAUGCUAACAAGCUACUGUUGGUAAUAGUUGUUUUUCUUUAGGCAGUGAGGAAAAUAAAUAGAAUUUUGCCCAUUUCCCAACAACGUUGAUCAGUAAAUAUUGGCACAUGGUCACCAUGACUGGCUUAAUUUUUGGUGACAUACAGAAACAUACCAAUAUCCCUUUCCAUUUAUCUCUCAUUGAGUGCACAGCAAGGUAACGUAUCACUUUUUCAUAGACACGUGUACCUUUACUUGAAAGGGUUUUUCCAGGUUAUGGCAUCAUUAUAUUAUGAAUGGGGGUCCAGCUGCUGGUGCACCCCCUCUGAUGACAGGGCUAGGUAAAGCCCUUGUUUCCCAUCACAUCACUCAAUGAUCUAUAAUAGUGUUGAGCGAAGCAAGCUUCGGAUGCUUCAUCAGAGCCCAUACAUUCUAAUACUGUAACGGAUUCCGAAGUUUUGAAUGAAGCGACUUCAGAUGAAGCAUCCGAAGCUUGCUUCGCUGAACACUAAUAUAACCACCAUUACUUACUGUGGUUGGAAAAACCCUUUCAAUCAGGUAGUUGACUCUAAAAAGCUUGCCACAGACUAAGGCCAGGUCCGCACAAGUGUAUUUCAGACCAGUGUCCUGACCCACCUUGAGUUUACAGACCCACGUACUGCUGUACGUUCAGGUCAGUUAAACCCAUGGUCCAGCUAGUUUACAUCCGAAAUACAAACCAUAGUGUGUUUUAGAAUGCAGUUGUGAAGUCCUGGCCUAAUAAUCCCAUUAAUUAAUAGCCAGGUCCCAUUGGAAUCAGUAGGAUCUGUGAGGGCUGCUGGCAAUGGAAGCAACUAUCUUAUAGGUUAAAUUUCCCUGAGACUGAUCCAUUCCCUAAAGAGCAGCAACAGAGGGAUCUUUACAGGACAAGUAGCACUCAGGAAUAUAUAUAUUGCCCAUAACACAGGUACCUGUGCCAUUUAUAGCAGUGGUAUUAGAGGCUUUAUGCUAUCAAUGCCUGAUUGCAUAAGAAAAUUAUUGUAGCAAAAGAUGUACAAGGCAUAAUGGAAGGUAUCACACAGCAGGAUCACAGUACUAAGAUCCUCAGGGACCUCUUCUCCUCGAUGUCUGGCCAGUGAACUCACCAGCACAGGUCUUGCAAUAGGGUAUGAUUAUGCUUCAAAGAGAGACAAUUGGCCAUAGUGUGGUUGUGCUACUAGAAGUUACCCAUUCUUCACAGGUCUGAAGUAUAAAGGAAAGACCUUAAGGAAGCAAAAUCUGAACCAUAUGCCAUUCUGCAAAAUAUUUAAAAUAAAGCAUCCAUUCGGUGUUGUCAUUAUGUCUGCCCUAAUCUGGUAAACCCUGUAUGUUCAUCUGACAGGUAUGUGUGUUAACUGAGGAGCAGGAGAUACAGAACUGAUUUUUUGUUUUGUUUUUUGUAACAUUUUAUGAACUUGCUGCUUCAUUUCGUUGUCCGGCGUUCUAAUUAAAUGGCACUUAUUUCCCCUCCCCCAAUUAGGAACGUCCUUGGACACACAGAAAUGAGGAUGGAGCAGGAUUACGCUAGCUACUAAUAUACUGGUUUCAUUAUUUUGUAAAAGGCAUUAGAUGGUGCAUUUCAUUUGGUCUUGGCAAAUGACCUAUUAAUAACUUAUUAAUUCAGCCUAACUAUAUAUGAGCCUCUUUUGCCUAUAUCGUUAAGAAAUUGUCUGAUCUUCUCUGCUUGUCAUAUGGAAUUAGUCAAAAUGCUCAGAUUUUCCAGUCAAAAUGAAUUGUCUGAAAAACCAUUUUUUUUUUUCAUGCUCCUCAAGCAUAAGGAGUGGUGGUUUUAGACAGUUGUCAAGCAUAUACAAGCAAGUACUAGUGGCCAAGCAAGGGCUGCUAGAUUUAAAGGGGUUCUGUGGAAUUUGGAAUAAAUCGAAAGUCUAUGGACAAGUGUGGAACUUUUUCUCUGCAGAGAGAUCAAAUCCUUUUUCUAAUCCCAGACAAUCCCUUUAAACCAGGCAUCCUCAAACUGCGGCCCUCCAGCUGUUGCAAAACUACAACUCCCAGCAUGCCCAAACAGCCUACAGGUAUCAGCCUACAGCAGGGCAUUGUGGGAGUUGUAGUUUUACAACAGCUGGAGGGCCACAUUUUGAGGAUGCCUUCUUUAAACUAUCACUAACCUGAAAUAUUAGAAAUCCAUUUGACUGGUGAAUAAGGUGGAUUUCUUUGUUUGUUACAUGUUAAGUUACGAGAAAUCCAUUUUCUUGGAUUUCCCUAUGAACAUAUUUUUUGCUUAAAUAGAAGCAUAAGUACAAGUGAAACUGCACAUUUAAGGUCAAUUGCACCCUAAAGGUUUAUAGAAAUGAGUGUCGUUGGCAUCCAUGUUUUAUUUGUUCGUCAUAUAGUAUCAGCUGAGAUUCCCCAGUUGGUCUAAAAGCUCCUUUCACCUCUGUCUGGGCAAAAAGGAAGUGCAAAAUGGCCUGGGCCCUACGAUAUACAGCCCCAGACAUUUGGCACUGGUCCUCCUCCCACCCUUGGGGUCUACUCAUGCUAUUUAAGAACCACCUCCCAUACACUAGUGCCAAACUCCAAUUCCAUGCACCUUAGUUCAUCAUUUGUCUUUCUGAUGUGAUCUUGCAUUAUUUACUAUUUAUUGACUAGCAUUUUUUAAUGGGACUGCCAGGUCCAGUAGAUUACGGGUAGAAUAUUUAAAAUUCUGGUUUACAGAUGACACUCCUGUAUGUCUCGCUGCAUUACCACAGUGACAAGAUUAUUAAAUGUGCACUCCUGUUACCUGCUUUUCAUAGCUCCGUGUUUGUCUGUCCCAGUGUGUACAUAAUGUAUGUCUACAUAAAUACACUAAAUUGUCUGGUUUCUGAGCUUUAUAAAAUGCCAAAAAGGACACUUAACCUUUUUCUAUUUACGGAUUUUGAUAAAUGAACAGUUCUGUAUCCUCUGCUCCCUUUUGUUAUUAUUGCUGAUCUAUAGAGUUGUUGUUUUUUUAACAAAACCCUCUUGUUUUAUUGGGAUAAAUUGAGAAGAGCUAUACUGGUCAUUUCACUUUUGCUGUAUACUACAGUUAACGCAACGGAUAUAUCGGCCUUUACUGGAUGGCAGCAGAAUUGGAGGGUUUGAUGAUUUAAAUUCUUAGGAAUCUAUAAGACUGUUUGAAUGGACAUUUUUUACUGCUUGAGAUGACAUUACAAAUGGCAGAGGAAAGAUCUGCUAUGAAUAUGGGUAUGACGUUGAUGCCAUCUUAUACAUCAGCUUGUUCUGUGCAAAAGGGCAAACGUGGUCUAACCUUUCAGCAGCUUUCCUCAACGUUGUCAAAGACGUUAUCCAAUUUUUCUGCUUUGCAAUCCAGUAAAGCUUCAGAAAGAAAAGUACUGGCCAGAGAUGAUCACUACCUCUGGUACAUAAAUCGAAAAAAAAAAAAAAAAAAAUCUAUGGAAUUGAUGCAUUGCUAAUAAAUAAAAAAAAUAAUAUAAAUGGAUUAAAAAUUUUUUUUCCAAAUGUUCUUGUUAAGAAAAAAAAAUAAAUAUAAAAAUAACCUGGUCAAUUUGUUACAUUAAAAUUACAUGCUGUGUGUAAAUUAUUCAUAAAAUAUUCCUGUGUUUAUAUUAAAUGAAUCAGUAGAUAAGAAGAAAUUUUCAACAUGUUUUUGUAUAUUCUGUUGUAAGAAUUUAUUCCUGUUCUUGCUAUAUAAUCUGAAUUCUUUACAUUAUUGGAAAAAAAGAAACUUUGUCUAUUUUGAAUGGCUGAACCUAAGGCAGUUUAGUUUCUCUUACUCUGCUUUUUUUCUAGUAGUUCCAGUACUACAAGAGUUAAGUUAAAUAAAAUAAAUCUGUAUGCAUCUUUG